UGGUACCCUAGUCUCGAAGCGUCCAUCUCCGAUCAGCAACGGCUCAACUGGACCGCGCACGCACUACGUUCUCUGCUUUUCAGCUGUGCAAGCCUGGCCAUGUCGCGGCAUGCCACGCUGCCAGCUGGCGCCGUGAACGCGCAAGGCAAUUCCUCAUCACAGAGUUCGCCAACGACACACUUGCUCAUCAGCGCCGUUUCGAGCAUUCCUGCCUCUUCUCUUCCUCGCCUGCAGGUCGAAUUGACCCGAGCUUCAGGCUCCCGAGCUCCGUCCGCAUUCAAGCAAACAGAAAUCAUCUGCACUAGGUCAGACGAUCAGGCCAGGAGGGAAGUAGAGGAGGAAGAUGGGCGGUGGGGACAAACCAGAAGGGCUCGAAAAGAGGUCAAACUUAGAGUGCUUUGCGAGAAGGGCAAUGUCACCUUGAUGCUGCCUUCGCCCGCGCCUCCUGUGCGCAAGCCGCAGGCAGCUGGCCAGACAGAGAGUCCUGCUACCGUUCGUCCCAUCGUGGUAUUAGACAUGCUCCUGCCAACAUCAGAGGAGAACGAUCACGAUGAUGACAGCGCUAGCGAGGCUGGCUUCUCUGAGGCGAGCGACGAUCGUCGUCAGAGCGAAGCGGACUGGGAAACUGCCGUCAGUAGCUUGGGCUGGAGCCCUGAAAGGGAAAUCAGGCGGACGGGAAUCCGAUUUCUGCUGCGAGAACAGCCCCUCUCCUCCGGCUGGGGCGCCAGUUUCGAAGUUCUUGUGUAUCGUGUGAGCUGGCAAUCCUGAUAUUGCACCCCUGUCCGAUGACGUGUCCUCUUACAGCAUCUCGGCGCGCAUCAUACACCCUCUUUUCGCAGACUCGAGGGCCACUGGGAGCGAUGGUCAAGUUGGCACUGAUUCAGCUACGCGCGAGCUCGACAAAUUGCAAGAGCGCCUGAAAGGCAUUUGCAGCUUCGAGAGAGACACGGAUUCUGGGUAACGCCGUCAGUCUGAGUCACAUCCUGCUCUCACUCUAAACCACCAUCGGCCUCAGUCAGAGCUUGCUCCCACCCUGGACCGUUUCUUUGUGUUCGACGACACCUCGUCGCCCGCAUCCUUUGGGCAAGACGA
Messenger RNA from Ceraceosorus guamensis, 1092 nucleotides. RefSeq lists its product as hypothetical. NCBI's taxonomy places the organism in Eukaryota, Fungi, Basidiomycota, Exobasidiomycetes, Ceraceosorales, Ceraceosoraceae. The transcript has 4 exons. The record is from RefSeq and is a predicted model, not a curated record. Bases 100 to 768 code for a protein of 222 amino acids.